GUUAAAAAUAGAUACACGAGACCCGGAAGUGUUUUUAGUAACGACUAUGGCGACCAUUUUGUGAAGGAUUAUGUAAACAUGGCAUUUACUAAUCUUUCAAAUGGUGGGUAUGGUGAUGUACAUGUGAAAUCAUGUUUGGAACCCACUCGUCCUCGGUACUUUUAUCCCGCCUAUAGAAAUGAGGAAACUCGUGUACUAUCAUUCAGUGACCCCUCUGCCAACGGUCUAAUGAAAAUGGCCAGAGCUUUAGCUGAAGCUGGCUUUUUCUAUGAAGGAUACAACUCCAAAACAGCAUGCUUCGCGUGUGGCGUAAGCCAUGACAAUUGGUCGGAAAGAGACAAUCCGUUGAAAGAACAUUUGAAAAAGAAUCCAAAGUGUAUCCACGCCUUGCAGUCAGAGCAGAAGGCUAACGUGCAAGCUCGGUCUGAUUCCGCCUAUCUACGGGAUCCUGAAAUCAUAUCGUCUGCCAGACACUCAGAUUAUACCGAAGCACUGUUGCGAGAAGCGUCAUUCCAAAUGGCCACGGGAAAUCUCAAACAAAGAGCACCCAAUUUGGCCAAAUCUGGAUUCUUCUGCAAAGGUUCAGGAAACACUGUGACAUGUUUUUGUUGUGGACUUGAAAUGACAUUGGAGUUUCAUGAAGAUGUGACCGAAAAGCAUCUGCAAUUGUCCCCAAAUUGUGAACUUCUUCGUUAUGAAAUGCAAAAGAUGAAUGACGACGCUCACAGAAUAAGACAACAGUUGCUUUGUAAAGUUUGUUAUGCUAAUCGGGUUAUGAUAACGUUUCGUCCAUGUUGUCACUUGGCAACCUGCGAGGAAUGUGCCGACAAGCUGGAACUCUGUCCAAUAUGUAGAACAGUAAUAAUGGAGAAAAUUAAAACCUUUCUUUGAGCAAAACGGCUUCAAUGAAAACUCUUAACAUUAAUCGAACUUUCCAAGAGUAUAGACAACUUUGCAAAACGAUUUUUUUAAAGCAUUCAUUACUAUUAUAAUUGAUUAAUAUUUAAUAAUUGGCGUUCAGUAUCCGACUUUUUAAAGUUAACUGUAUCAAAACCAUGAAAAUAAUACAUAUGUAUAUUGUUUAUUAACUAGAUGUCUCCGUGAACUUUUGUUAGUACAAAGUCAGUUUUCGAAAGUCAAUUAUGAAAGAUUUAAAAAGCAAGUUUAUAUUGUUGUCAAAAUUCACGUAUUUUGAUUUUUUUUACAGUUUUUUUUUACUUUUUCACUUGCAGAUAAAUUCAAAUACAAAUAUAAAAUAUAUAAAAGCUAUGUGAAACCAACAACUCAUUCCUUUAAUAUGAUAGAAUUACUGAAUUUAUGAUAUAUUGUAAAAUAUGUAUAUAUUAAAAUUUUAAAUAUAUGUUAAUGCUAACAAUAUUGUAGAUUCCUAUUAUCUACUACAUUUUGCGAUUUCUUUGUUUUUGUUUUUUAAAUCGCAAAAAUAUAAAACUGCUAUUGCCGACCUUUUUUUGUACAACGAUUUUUUGUAAAAUUUCAAAACUCUUAAAGUAUUUUACGAGGUUGAUAAGGCAUUUAAUACAGUAUCCAAAGGAUAUAUUUACAUGUAAUAGUUUGCUGGAUAUGUAAUUCAUUUUAUGAAUGGAACAAAAGUCAUAUUUUUAUAUUAUCGCACGUGCAAAACAAAUAGAUAAAAAUAAUUUACAAAAAAAAAAUUAAUACUUCACAUGUUAGGUAGCGAGGAACUGUUUCGAUUAGAGAAUCAGUCUAUUUUUUCUGUUGAAAAAUUGAGAAUUGUUAAUGUUAAGUACAUGAGAAUCAAAAGUUAAAUACAAAACUUGUGGGUAUGACUUUUGGGUUGGCUUAGCACAGUAAAAUUGCAAAUUACAUACGGGAGGUAUAAUGACACGAAAAGUAGGUGGAUGGGGAAAAUAAUGAAUUAUAUGUAUACACCGGAAAGUUUAUGACAUGUAAAACUGUGGCAUGCAUUUUGUACUUAUUGUCAACAUUUUGCAGGAAAUGUGUUAAAAGGUGUCUAAAAAGCUACAAAAUAAUGUGAAAUGGAUGAGAGAGUCGAAAAACCACUAUGUAGAAAAUUUUACACGUCCUAUCUAGUAAUCUCCCUAGAAAUUGGUGUUGGGUCUUAUAAGAAGUAAAUAAGAGGUGUUUUGUGUUUAAUGGGAGCAUAUGAUAUUCUAGUUACAGAGUUCCGAAGACACAUACCCCUUAUAAUUAACAAUAGCCUAUCGAUUUUUCGUAAGUUCUAUAGUUGAUACAGCGACCUUUUCAACAUUACAAUCUCCCACUGGGUCACAUGCAAACUGACAUUUUUCAUAUUAAUUGUUAGACCAUAAUUAAUCACCUAAUUGGCAAUGGACUUUUCCGUUUUUAGCUCACCUGAGCUGAAAGCUCAAGUGAGCUAUUCUGAUCACUUUUUGUCCGUCGUCCGUCCGUCCGUCCGUCUGUCCGUCCGUCUGUCCGUCUGUCUGUCCGUCUGUAAACUUUUUACAUUUUGAACUUCUUCUCUAAAACCGCUUAUCCAAUUUCAACCAAAUUUGGCACAAAGCAUCCUUAUGGGAGGGCGAAUAUAAAUUGCAGAAAUAAAAGUCCGAUCUGUAUUCAAAGCGGAGAAAACCUUGAAACUGUAGAAAAAGGGGGGUGCAUUUUAAAAAAUCUUCUUCUCAAGAACUACUGAUUCCAAUUCAACGUAGUUAAGCAUAAAUUAUCCUUAUGGGAAGGAAAAUAUAAAUUGCAAAAAUUAAGGUCUAAUUCUGUUUCAAAUCUGAGUUAUUACGAAAAUAAUAAUAAAGGAAAGGCGUGUUUCAAUCAGUUUAAUAGCUUCGGAUUCGGCAUCCGGUAAAUUGGGUAGACAAGACUUGGCCUGGGCAAAACAAAAGAUAGGCAGUUAUUAAUCUGCCAAUCUCAUUAAAAUUUCAGGAUAUUUGAUGGACCAGUAUAUUUGUAUUUGCUGUAAAUAUUGCUGCAAAAUAAUGCGUAUUUGGAAUUGACGAUUGCCGAUCUGUCCCGGCUUUUUUUUUGCCACGGCUCGGGUUUGCGUACCCAUUUUACCAAGACUCGUAUUCCAUACACCUAAAACGAGGUUCUGUGUUUAAAGCAGCCAUGACAUUAUACGAAAAAGGGUCGAUCUGACUAUGAUGAAUUUGCUUGUUGUGCAACAGUUUGCGAAUGAACGGAAAUUUUUGAAACAUGCAAAAUAUAUCGGUGCCGAUUUUGUGAAGUAAAUUGAGGCUAAAUAUUUCAAUGCGUUGACAGUUUUCACACAUGACGAUGGUGUUAGCUUGUUCUGAUUUUCGUUUCGUUUUCAUUAUUUAUGCUUUGUAACCUGAGAACUAUCGUCUGUAUUUCGUGAUUUUUACGCAUCAAAUCAAACAGAGACUUCGGUAAAUCAAACAGUUAACUGUUUACGUGCGCAAAUUAAGCAAAAUCUGAUGUAUCAAAAAAGUACUGAAAUACAAUUCAUUAUAUCGGUAAUUCGGCAUUAUAUUUUGCGUAAUGGUAGAUUAAUGCAAUAGGUUUUGUUGAGAUGCUCGGCAUUUUCUCAAGUUUAUUCAGUUUAAAUAGAGUUUGAUAUUGCUGUCGGAAAUAUGUAGGUAUAUACAUGUACAUGUAUAUAUAUGAUUCAUUUCGAAAAAAUAAAUUGUGUUCUUUAUUUGUUAUAGUGCAUGUUUCUUGUGUUCUAAUUGUUUACAAUUUCUAUUUACUAACCAUAUUUGAAUGUUAAGCUUCGAAUUAUAAGCAAGAUACAGAGAUUUGCUCACAAUUCUAUGUUUGUACACAGAUCUUAAAAACUAAAGAUUAAAAAAGUAAAAAAAUUGUCAAUAUUUAUUAAGAAAAUUUUCAAAGUCUCUUCUUCCAGAAACCAACUUUAACAACUUAUUGUAUUGUAAACUUAACCUUUUUUAGCUCACCUGAGCCAAAUUCUUCAUCUCAAAAACUAUUAGGCCAGGAAAGCUCAAAUUUGAGUGGAAGCAUCCUCAGAUAGUGUAGAUUUAAGUUUGUUCAAAUCAUGGUCCCCGGGGGUUGGGUGGGGCCACAAUUGGGAGAUCAUGUUUUACAUAAGAAUAUAUAGAGAAAAUCUUUAAAAAUCUUCUCAAAAACUAUUAGGCCAGAAAAGCUCAAAUUGAAAUGGAAGCAUCCUCAGGUAGUGUAGAUUCAAGUUUGUUCCAAUCAUGAUCCCCGGGGGUAGGGUGGGGCCACAAUUGGGAGAUCAUGUUUUACAUAGGAAUAUAUAGAGAAAAUCUUUAAAAAUCUUCUUAUCAAAAACUAUUAGGCCAGGAAAGCUCAAAUUAAAAUGGAAGCAUCCUCAGGUAGUGUAGAUUCAAGUUUGUUCAAAUCAUAGUUCCCAUGGGUAGGGUGGGGCCACAAUUGGGGGAUCAAGUUUAACAUAGGAAUAUAUUGAGAAAAUCUUUAAAAAUCUUCUUCUCAAAAACUAUUAGGCCAGGAAAGCUCAAAUUAAAAUGGAAGCAUCCUCAGAUAGUAUAGAUUCAAGUUUGUUCAAAUCAUGGUCCCCGGGGGGUAGGGUGGGGCCACAAUUGGGGGAUCAAGUUUAAUAUAGGAAUAUCUUUUAAAAAUCUUCUCAAAAAUAUUUGGCCAAGAAAUCUCAAAUUGGCAUGCAACCAUCCUUAGGAAGUGUAGAUUCAAGUUUGUUCAAAUCAUGGUCCCUGGGGGUAGGGCGGGGUCACAAUGGGGGAUGAAUUUUUAUAGAUAGAGAAAAACUAUAAAAGUCUUCUUCUCAAAACUAUUAGGCCAGGAAAGCCCAAAUUUGAGUGGAAGCAUCCCCAGAUCAUAUAGAUUCAAGUUUGUUUAAAUAAUAGUCCAGUGGUAGGGUGAGGCCACAAUGGGGGAUGAAUUUUUACUUAGGAAUAUAAAGAGAAAAUCUUUAAAACUCUUCUUUUCAAAGAUUUUUUGGCCAGAAAGGGUUUAAACUUGUGUAGAGGCAUCCUCGGGUAGUGUAAAUUCAAGUUUGCAAAAUCACAGUCCCUAGUGGUAGGGCGGGACCGUGAUGGCGGUUUGAAUAUUUACAUAGGAAUAUAAAGAGAAAAUCUUUAAAACUAUUCUGGGAAAGUGUUCGGUUCAAAACUCAGUACUUAGUGUGAAAGCAAAGGUUAUGCAGAUUUAAGUCUAGUGAAACCAUGAUUCCCUAGAGAAAAAUGGGGCCAUGAAAUGGGGGGGGUAUAUAGGAAUAGAGAAAAAUCUUCUUACAGGUACAACAACAAAAGGGGCUUGGUAUUUACUAAAAAAUAAGAGGUUGAUAAAAUUUGGCAGAUUUUCAAUUUUUUUUUAGCAAGAUCUACUGUACUCAGUUGUCAAGAUAUUUUGAUACUGUAAUGCUAAUUUGAUCAGAAUUAAGGCAAGUGUUGCUCAGGUGAGCGAUGUGGCCCCUGGGCCUCUUGUUCCCGAUUACGACAAAGAGCACGGAGCUGGUGUGACCGUUCAUCAGAGGAUGCUCACUCCUCCAUAACACCUGAUCCUACCUCUAUUUUUUUUUAGAAUCCGUGUUUGCUCUGCUCCUGUUUUGUAUUUUUCUUUGGACUUCUGAUUUUGAACACUGUUUGUUAUUACCACAUGUUAUAUUUUGUAUAAAAAGAACAACUUAAAUGAAUUUCAAAACAAAGAA
This is a messenger RNA of Magallana angulata, 5596 nucleotides long. Its product is annotated as baculoviral IAP repeat-containing protein 2-like. The transcript has 3 exons. Gene Ontology annotation, biological process: regulation of cell cycle. The record is from RefSeq and is a predicted model, not a curated record. NCBI's taxonomy places the organism in Eukaryota, Metazoa, Mollusca, Bivalvia, Ostreida, Ostreidae. Gene Ontology annotation, cellular component: cytoplasm; spindle microtubule; nucleus. The coding region runs from base 79 to 891 and encodes 270 amino acids.